Molecule: messenger RNA, 1082 nt
Organism: Scleropages formosus (Asian bonytongue)
Lineage: Eukaryota; Metazoa; Chordata; Actinopteri; Osteoglossiformes; Osteoglossidae
Gene: znf706
Product: zinc finger protein 706
Exons: 3
Coding region: 358-588 (76 amino acids)
Source: RefSeq, a predicted model, not a curated record
GCGCAGAAUUCCAGGCGUUUCGCCAUGAAGCGCCCGUGAAUUACGGUACUUUGCGCUGAACUUGCAUAUCGACUCGAGCGGUUGAAGACACUCCGGCUCACGAGGAAGCGCUCUAACUUCUCCUUCUGACGGUGACGUAAUCCUUCGGCGCGCGCGCCCUCCCUUACCCUUGCUUGGUGAGCGGCGGGUCGCGCGCGCGCGCGCGCGACUGCUUCGCGCUCGAGCAGCUGUUAACGCUGUGAGUGAAGGCGGACGGCCUCGUGGUGUGGCUCGCGCGGGCUUUCCGUGUCGGGGACACGCGACAGCAGAGCACUCAGCAUUUGCUUGGCUAUAACCUCCUCUCCUGAAUUGGCAGCAAUGGCCCGUGGACAGCAAAAAAUCCAGUCCCAGCAGAAGAAUGCCAAGAAGCAGGCUGAGGCCAAGAAGUCCAAGGGGCAUGACCAGAAGACUGCAGCCAAAGCUGCUCUGGUUUACACCUGCUCCGUUUGCAAAUCCCAGAUGCCUGACCCAAAAACAUUCAAGCAGCACUUUGAGAGCAAGCACCCAAAGUCACCAAUGCCCCCUGAGCUGGUGGAUGUGCAGGCAUGAAAGAUUUAAUCUGGAUCCUCAUCAGGAGGAAGACUAAGCUCCCUUCUGCUGAAAUACUUGGCAAGCAUCAUGUCAACUUUGAUAAUGGUCCCAGUAUGGAUGAGGCAAUGACUGACAUGGCAAAAUGAUCAAACUGCUUGCAUAAAUUAGAUUAAUGGUCCCUUUCUGUCAAUUUUUUGAGAUGUUUGUAGAGUGCAGAAAUUGGGAUAUCUAAAUAUCCCAUCAGUCUACACUUUCCCUGGCCUCAUAGGGCUUACAUUGAAUGUGGGGGAAAUGUGUGCAAGCAGAUGUGGGGUUGGUUUAAUUUGGAAGUUUCUGCAUAAUUUAGAAACAUAAGACAAACUGCUGCCAGAUAAAUUUAAUAUACAUAUACACAAGUGAUUCUGUGUCUGACCAGUAUAGUUAGUUUUCUUAAUUAUAACAGGUAACUGAUUUAUGAACAUCUCUGUAUAAAUUCAUUUUGUACAAUAUUAAUAAAUCAUGCAAUGAUUUUA